GGGAAGUCGUUUGACGUAAUCAGCAAGCGCAGUUCCUGGUUUUUUCGCAUUUUUUCAUUUCAGUCGAUCGUGUUUUUUUUACUCCGGCAAACCGGCUGCCAUCAGGAGUGUGCUGCCCUGUGUCGGGAGAACGGUUCUUGUGCCGAACACCUUACCCCAUAGAAAUCAGUGGCGUGUCUGUCAUCAGUUUCCUGCGUGUGUUUGUGGCUCUGGUAAAACUGAACAGGAAGACAGACACAGAGAGACGUCUGAACUCAGAGGAAACUGCUGUGGCUUCUUCGUCAACCUCAGAAUGACUGAGUUCUGGGUUUGUUUCAGCUGCUGCAUUGCAGAGCAGCCGCAACCUAAACGGCGGCGACGGAUCGAUCGCUCCAUGAUCGGAGAGCCAACAAACUUUGUUCACACCACACAUGUAGGCUCAGGGGACAUGGGCCUAGGACUGGCAUCAGUGGACCUUGUUCAGGCCCAGAUGAAAUCUAAAGGGGGCUACGCACAUGGAGGGUCUGAAGGUUCCCAGUUGUAACAAGCCUUUCACAGUCUUGUGGAAACUACUGUUGUUGAUAUGAGGAAGCGUUUUCAAAAAGCAGUUCUGUCUGUAAUGGACACAGGACCAAAAGAUGAAACUACUGCUUUUCCAUAAUGUUGUAUAUAUUUUUAUUUUCCAUUCCUUUUGUUUUUUAAUGAAAGCACUGCUAUCCAUUUGCUGCCAUACUGUUGCACUGUAAAGAGUAACUGUUAAGAGUAGAUAAGAGGGUUUAGAAAGCUCAUAAAUCUCAGUCAGAUGUAUGCUUGUGUGUAUGCAUGAGGAAAAUAUUUUCACAAAUAUUUGCUGUUGUAGCCCAUUUGGAUGCCUGUAUUUAUUAUCUGAUUUGUAAACGGACCUCAUGGUGGCUGGGCCACGCUGGAGAUUUGGAACAUUCAGUUUCCUUCUUUAUUCUCAGAGGUUUAUCAAAGGACAGGUAGCAGGUAGCAAGGCAAAAAGCGAUAUGUUCAUUGUUUUAUUCUGAAAAGUACUCACAAUUCUCUGAGUUGCUUUCAGGGUGAAGAUUGCUGUUUUGUAAUAAACUUGAAAUGAGUAGAGUACACUGGACCAUACAUUGUACACUCACACUUGCUUAGGAAUUUCGCAUUGAUUUCAACUGUUUUUUUUUUUUUGUCUGUUUUUUUUAAAUAUUCAUUUAGAUUGAAUCAUAUAGAAUUUUAAUAAACUAUGAACUUCCUAAUCUGCCUUCUGAAGUCAUGUUCGUUAUUUGUUUUACUAGAGUGAGUUGUAGCUUAGUGCUUUCAAAAAGAUUCAUAUUUUUAUAUGCAUUUUCUUCCUUUCAAAGCUCGUAGAAUAAGAAUUAAACUUGGAAGUAACCAAAUUAUCACUGCAAACACUGCCACAAAUGUGGAUCAGGUUUGAUACAGUUAGUUUACCAACUAUUUUUCCACCAUAUCCCUAUUGGUUAAUUGUGACUGUUCCUUUUAGCCAAGACAGUUUGUUACAUAUUGUGUCUUUUCGUGACUUCCUCGACGAUUUCUCUUCUCUUCUCAUUUAGCAUUGAUUUUUUUUUUUUUUUUGUCCCUCUGCUGGUCUUAAUAGUUGAAUAUUUCUUUGAAAACUCAACUGCUGGUUCUCUUAAAGCUGACAGAUGCUCCUAAAUGGCAUUCAGUCUAAUCUGACCCACCUUUGCAGUAGUGUUUGCGAUUACAUUGCUUCAGUGUGAAAAGCUGUUCUCAUGUGAAGUCAACAUUAUUUUGUCAGAAACAUUUAUCAUGAAACAUAUUUUUUUAAAAAUCCCCUUCUGACCCACUAUUGACAUUCAGAGAAGUUAUUCUCAGUUUUUCUGUUUGUGCAAAUGUUUACCCACCAUUUUCAAGCUGAUAUGAUUUUUUUUUAAUACAUGUUUCUUCUGUUUGGGUCAAAUAAAUGCAGCUCUUAAUGCCUGAUUACGUUGGUUGUCAGUUGUAUUACUGGUCUGCUUAGACUUAAUGUUUUCUUUUUUCAUUGACCGGCUGGUACGUCUGUUUUCCCCUGGUAUUGUCAUAUGUAGUCCAAAUUUCUGAACCAGGCUCCAUUGAAAAUAUCAUUAUCAGAAAGGUAAAAGACGUUGAGAAAACCAGCAGGCUUGGAUCUAUUAAUACAUGUGAUUGUUUGUCCUUGAUGUAGAUCCUAUGAUUCAACAGCAGAGUGUGGUUGUAUUAAUAAGUCUGUGUAGAUUGCUGUUAAAUGAGUGCUAUUGUAAAAACUAUUAAUGACAAAAGAAUGAAAUCUUUGGUGUUGGUACCAGACAACAGAAAAACACCAGAUAACAAAAACACCUAAUAUAUAUAGUCACAUUUAUAAAAUCUUUUCAUUUACAGCCUUAGAACUGGUGAUAACCACUUCCCCAACGUUCACUGACAGAUUUAGUAAUGUGAUUCAUCAGGCUAAAGAAUUGUCACAGAGAUCUAACGUUUUUGUUCAACUGUUUGUGUAGUAGUAAUUCAUGUAUAGAGAGAGCUCCACGUAUGUGUAGACUAAUGUGUUUUUCCUGCUCUGGGAUAAAUGCUGUAAUACUGUAUGUGCAGACAUACUGGGAUUGCAGUAUCUUAUGUGACCAGCAGGCUGUGUUGGUGGACUGGUUGAAUGUGACUUAAAAAAAUUGUUUCCUUUUUGGAUUCCUGUCACAGGUCUUAUUUAGAUUUUUAUUAUGAUAGUACUGUAAAUAAGUAACAAAAAAUGGAUCCAUGGUUUAUAUGUAUUCAGGGUCAUACAUAUUUUGGGUUACUUUCCUGUAUAACAUUACAGGGAAGGUAAUGUUGGAGCAGUGUUUUCUUUUUUUUUUUUC
Messenger RNA from Xiphias gladius (swordfish), 2813 nucleotides. RefSeq names its product CDC42 small effector 2 (gene cdc42se2). Gene Ontology annotation, biological process: regulation of Rho protein signal transduction. Gene Ontology annotation, cellular component: plasma membrane. The record is from RefSeq and is a predicted model, not a curated record. The coding region runs from base 293 to 523 and encodes 76 amino acids. The transcript has 5 exons. Lineage: Eukaryota; Metazoa; Chordata; Actinopteri; Istiophoriformes; Xiphiidae. Gene Ontology annotation, molecular function: small GTPase binding.